This is a messenger RNA of Cricetulus griseus (Chinese hamster), 723 nucleotides long. Lineage: Eukaryota; Metazoa; Chordata; Mammalia; Rodentia; Cricetidae. The record is from RefSeq and is a predicted model, not a curated record.
AUGCUUCUGCUUCCAUCACUCCCUGUCCUUGUCCUGUGUGUGGUGGGCAUAUCCUCAUCAAAGUCACAAACCUGUGAGGAUGCCCUGAAGACAUGCCCUGUAAUAGCCUGCGGCAGAGAUGGGAGAGAUGGACCCAAAGGGGAGAAGGGAGAACCAGGUCAUGGGCUCAGGGGUGGACAGGGCCCUCCAGGAAAAAUGGGGCCUCCAGGAAAUGUAGGACUUCCUGGACUUCCAGGAACAAAAGGCCAAAAAGGGGAUCCUGGACACAGUGCAGCCCUUGAAGCAAAGUUGGCGAAUUUAGAGGCAGAGAUAAGGAUCCUAAAAUCUGAACUGGAGCACACCAAGAAGUUGCAUGCCUUCUCAAUGGGCAAAAAGUCUGGAAAGAAGCUCUUCAUGACCAACCGUGAAACUAUGACCUUUGCCAAAGUGAAGGCUCUGUGCACCGAGCUCAGAGGCACUGUGGCUAUUCCCAGGAAUGCUGAGGAGAACCAGGCCAUCCAAGAAGUGGCCAAAGGCAAUGCCUACUUAGGCAUCACAGACGAGGUGACUGAAGGCCAAUUCAUGUAUGUGACAGGGGGGAAGCUCACCUACAGCAACUGGAAAAAGAAUGAGCCCAAUAACCAUGACUCAGGGGAGGAUUGUGUCGUCAUGGUAGAGGGUGGGGUCUGGAAUGACAUAUCCUGUCAAGCUUCCUUCAUUGCUGUCUGUGAGUUCCCAGCCUGA